AUGGCUUCGAUUCGAUUGGAUGCAUCGAAACAGUACUAUGCAACAAGCAGUCUUGUAGUGGGCUAUGCUUUGUGUUCUAGCUUGCUUGCUGUGAUCAACAAGUUUGCCAUUACCAAAUUUAACUAUCCUGGACUCCUCACAGCUCUCCAGUACUUAACUUCAGCUCUUGGUGUGUGGAUCCUUGGGAAACUCGGGUUCUUGCACCACGAUGCCUUCACCCUUGACACCGCCAAGAAAUUUCUUCCUGCAGCCUUUGUUUUUUACUUGGCCAUUUUCACUAAUACAAAUCUGUUGCGCCAUGCCAAUGUGGAUACAUUCAUAGUGUUCAGAUCCCUGACGCCCCUUCUGGUUGCAGUAGCUGAUACCACAUUCAGGAAGCAGCCAUGCCCUUCAAAAUUGACAUUCUUGUCCUUGGUGAUCAUUUUGAGUGGUGCGGUUGGGUAUGUUGCGACGGACUCUGAUUUUACACUUACUGCUUACUCGUGGGCUUUUGCAUACUUGGUAACAAUCACAACAGAGAUGGUUUACAUCAAGCACAUGGUGACCAAUCUCGGGUUGAACACUUGGGGAUUUGUGUACUACAACAAUCUUCUGUCAUUGAUGAUGGCACCCAUCUUUUGGAUUAUAACGGGGGAGUAUGUUGAUGUGUUUGCAGCCUUGGGAUAUUCAAGUGGAAGGAAUUUAUUCGAGCCAGUUGCAUUUUCUGCGGUGUCCUUGUCUUGUCUGUUUGGGUUGCUCAUUAGUUUCUUUGGUUUUGCAUGUAGGAAGGCCAUUUCUGCAACUGCAUUCACAGUGACAGGAGUAGUGAAUAAGUUUUUGACUGUUGCAAUCAAUGUGUUGAUUUGGGAUAAGCAUGCUAGUCCAUUUGGUUUGGUUUGUCUGCUGUUAACUAUUGCCGGAGGGGUUCUCUAUCAGCAGUCAGUUACUGGAGCUGGAAAUGCUUCAAACCAGCGCGAGCCUGCAGCAUUGAAGCAGAUGGAAUCUAAGAAUGAAGAUGAAGGUUAUGCAGGCGAGGAUGAAGGAAAAGGCAUUUCUGGUAAAUUUUCUGGCGUAUGA
Messenger RNA from Fraxinus pennsylvanica, 1056 nucleotides. The record is from the annotation of a GenBank genome assembly. NCBI's taxonomy places the organism in Eukaryota, Viridiplantae, Streptophyta, Magnoliopsida, Lamiales, Oleaceae.